This is a messenger RNA of Ciona intestinalis (vase tunicate), 2454 nucleotides long. RefSeq lists its product as uncharacterized. The record is from RefSeq and is a predicted model, not a curated record. Lineage: Eukaryota; Metazoa; Chordata; Ascidiacea; Phlebobranchia; Cionidae.
CUGUGCGUUGUAGUAGGGUAUUGGUUUUUGUGUUGUGCAUGGUGUAUUAUUUAGUUUAAAGAUUAUAAAUUAUUACACAGAAUUUUAACAAUGAUUCAAGGCUACAGUUCGAUUUCUCAAGCGAUUUUUGGAACAUUGUUUACAUGGUUUUUAACAGCUGCUGGUUCUGCGUUGGUUUUUGUAUUUAAACCAGGUCAGCGAAAAGUACUGGAUGGAAGUCUUGGAUUUGCAGCUGGUGUGAUGUUGGCAGCAUCGUAUUGGUCUUUGCUGGCUCCUGCUAUUGAAAUGGCUUCCAAUUCUGAACUUUACGGCAGCCAUGCUUACUUACCGGUAGCACUAGGUUUUGGAUUGGGAGCAUUUUUCGUUUACUUUGCUGAUGUAAUGCUACAGAAAUUAGGAACACCAAUGAAUGUUGUGGCAAUGCUUGGAAGCAAUCCUAAGAUGGAUGAUAAUGCAUCGGGCAUGAAUGGGGAGAAUUACACAAGGGAUGUGGAGUUGGAAACAGGAUCAGCAGUCAAAAGAAGAUUUCCAAAACCAAAGCUUGAAAAUGGAGUUAACAGUGAUGACUAUGCGCAACAGAAGAUGGAGGAAGAAGAAAAGAUUUUAUCCUGGAAGAGAAUUAUUCUUCUGAUUAUUGCAAUCACUAUUCAUAAUGUACCAGAAGGUCUUGCUGUUGGCGUGGGUUUUGGUGCGAUUGGAAAAACUCAGUCUGCUACUUUUGAAAGUGCACGAAACUUAGCUAUUGGGAUCGGAAUUCAAAACUUUCCAGAAGGUUUAGCAGUGAGUCUGCCGCUGCGAGGUGCUGGAAUCUCUGUGUGGCAAAGUUUCUGGUAUGGCCAGUUAAGUGGUAUGGUUGAACCCAUUGCUGGUAUUCUUGGUGCACUUGCAGUCACCAUUGCAGAGCCUGUUCUUCCUUAUGCACUUGCCUUUGCCGCUGGUGCAAUGGUAUUUGUGGUAAACGAUGACAUUAUACCAGAAGCACAAAUGUGCGGAAAUGGAAAGCUUGCAUCACUUAUGUCUAUAGUUGGCUUUAUUGUUAUGAUGGCAUUAGAUGUUGGCCUUGGUUAAAUAGUAACAUGUGUCAAUACCUUAACUUAAAUCCAUUAUGCAAUAGGUCACGUAUUUAUUGGUGCAUAUACAAGCUAGCUAGAUAUUGAUUUUUCUCCAUGAAAAUGUAGAGUGUGAAUGUCAGUACUUUGAAAAUCAUUUAUACCAAAUAAUAUUACACUAUUGUUUUGUAUUACACUGCUAGUUCUAUAUAGAAAAGUUAGCUAAUUUAAUAAAGUGUUCACUUAGUGUACAAUUACACCGAUGUAGGAAAUUAAAUUUAUAAUAUGCGAUAAAUACUGUAUGUUUUGACUUUUUGGUUUUGAUCUGAUUUCACACCAGUAAAUUUCGUGCAAUAGUUUUACUUUUUAUGUUCCAAGAAGCCUAUCUAAUUCUGUGAGUGCCUUGGUACUGCAUUGUUAUACAGUUUUAAAUUUUUUGAUAUGUAACACAGACUUUGAGCUAUACAAGUUCUACAAGUAUACUAUCAGUAUAUGUUAUUGACAUUUCUGUAUGUAAAAAUUACACUAUUUUAAAGUGCAAAUUAUCUGUGCACUGUUUUAUAUAGCGUGUUAAAAAAAUGGAUUUUCUAUGAUACUAAAUAUGCCUAUAUUAGCAUGGGUUGGAACUAAUAAAGCACUUACACUACAAAAUAGAAACUGUGGAUUUUUGUCGUGUCACAAUACAACUUCUGUUUAUUUUCAUUAUUCAAUGGAAUUUGUGUAUUGCCCAUAUUCUUUUGGAUGCAUCAGGUUUAAUUGCAUUAGUAGUGUCAUAUCUUUGGUUGUUCGUUAGUAAUACAUGUUAAAUGUUAAUACCAUUUACAUUACAGCACCUUAAAUAACUGCCUCUUAAGCCACUAUGCAAUGGAGCUAUGGAUGAAAACAUAAACAACACCUCUAAAAUUCGUGAAAUCACCUGCGUAAUUCACUGGUUUCAAACAUGGAAUCAAUUUCAAAAAGGUGUUUUUAUGACUGACCUUGUUUCAAAGGCAAUGCCCAAUAAGGUUGAUUUGCUGUUGGAUCAGAUGAAUGGUAUGAAUGUAAAUGAUCGGCCACGGAACAUAUUUGAAUGUCAAUUGAGAUUGUUUGGGCAGUGGUUUGAAGAAUGGACAAUCAAUCAACGCAACUAUAUGCUUGAAAAGCUGGAGUCUUUUGAACCUGCCUUUGUGUCAGAAUUUUACACCAGGGAUAAAUCAAACUGUUCAUAUUUCAUGAUGAUUUUAUUAAUUAAAUAACCUUUUUGUAAUAGUUUAGCAGAUAUGUGAAAUGACUGUUAGUAAUUGUUUUUUCCUAAUACUUGUUAAAACUUUGUGAAUGUCACAUGUUUUAUUUUUAUAUUGUAUUUGUGUGCAUGUAAAAAUCCCAAUGCAAUGCUCCACCUUAAAAAUCGAUGAUCUUAUUUUCU